AUGGACAUCAAGUCAAUCCUGGAGAAUCCUCGCACGUACAGUAGAGUGUAUUGCGCUUCGACUUUGGUAGGCGUCUGCACAUAUGCUGCGCUGAUCAUCAUUUCUACCCCAAAGUCUGGUGCCGCGUCUCUACUACGAUACUCCAGUCCUGCGGUCGUGCUUACAGUGGGGCAACAUCUCUUCCAAGAGCUCCAUGGUAUCAGCGGCAGUCUUUCCCAUCGAAGUGUGUCUCUGGCGCUCACAGCGCUGUUCAUACUCCAAUGCUGCAACUUCUUGGUUAUCAAACGAUUUGAUGCCAAUGACCUAGCCGAGGAAAAGAUCUUGCGACGCUCUGAUAGCCUGGUCAUCAAGGUAUAUCGAGUUGUCUGCCUCAUUUUCAACGUCCGAGGUAUCGGAACUCCCUGGCAAGCAAAGCAUCUCUCCGACUUCCCCAAAUUCUAUACUGGUCAGAACGGGAGCCGAAAGCCGACUCGCAGGCGGUUUAUCGCUCGCCAGCUAGUCAUCGUCGCAUGGCAAUAUCUCCUGCUCGACUUUAUCUACGCUUCGUCGAUGGAGACACUACCUGAGGACACCCAGAGAAUGUUUGGCCACGGAGUAGAGUAUACGUACCUGGACGCGACCUCCGAACAAUGGAUGGGUCGUUUUAUCGUUGGGGUCGUUGCUUGGGCGGUACCAGGACGUGUGACCAUUGACUUCACAUAUCGCAUUUUAUCGAUUAUCGUGGUCCUAUUCGGGUUCUCUUCGCCGGAGCAAUGGCCUCCUCUGUUUGGCAGUAUCUGCGAUGCAUACUCCAUUCGGGGAUUUUGGAGCACAUUCUGGCAUUCCUACUGCCGUUGGACUCUGACGACGAUCAGCAACUUUAUCUGCAGGGAUCUCCUGCGACUUCCACGACCCUCUCUCGUUGAACGGUACAUGAACGUUGCAGGCGUCUUCCUAACAUCGGCCAUUAUCCAUAUGGCGAUAGAUGCCCAUUGCUGGUGCCCGCCUUCCAAGUUACCUGCCUUGGCUUUCUUCGGCUCUUGUGUAAUUGGUAUCAUCAUCGAGGACACCGUUCAGGAGUUAUGGCGCAAGCUCAUAGGUUAUCAGAAGUCUGCAGGAGUUCCUACAUGGCACAAACUUGUUGGCUAUCUUUGGGUAUCGUUCUGGUUCGUCAUGACGGCACCUUGGUAUCUGUACCACAACACUCGUUUGCCCCCUGAUGAUACAUGGGUGGUGCCAGUAAGCGUUGUAGAUAAACUUGGCGAUGAUAAGGAGUGCUAUGAGAACGAAGUUGGAACGUUUGAGAUGAAGAAGCGCUGGUAG
Fusarium coffeatum is the source of this 1302-nucleotide messenger RNA. RefSeq lists its product as uncharacterized. The transcript is spliced from 3 exons. Gene Ontology annotation, biological process: lipid metabolic process. NCBI's taxonomy places the organism in Eukaryota, Fungi, Ascomycota, Sordariomycetes, Hypocreales, Nectriaceae. The record is from RefSeq and is a predicted model, not a curated record. Bases 1 to 1302 code for a protein of 433 amino acids.